Molecule: messenger RNA, 4633 nt
Organism: Danio rerio (zebrafish)
Lineage: Eukaryota; Metazoa; Chordata; Actinopteri; Cypriniformes; Danionidae
Gene: tll1
Product: tolloid-like 1
Biological process (GO): system development; animal gross anatomical part developmental process; proteolysis
Molecular function (GO): metalloendopeptidase activity; calcium ion binding; zinc ion binding
Source: RefSeq, marked provisional
CGUUAAUCUCUAGGGAAAUGGGCACGUUUGGAAUAAGCGGUACCAGUCAGCUAGCGCACUCUAAUAUUCCAGUGGCUGUAGAAAAAGUGUUUCCAGAGAGAGAGAGAGAAGAGAGAGGGAGGGAGAGAGAGGGAAUAUGAGGGCAGUACUCAGGAUGAGCCUGCGCUUUGAGGCUGUAAAACACUAGACCCUGAGGGCAUUCUCUGUCUGAGCUGUGCCUCUUCAGGAAAACUGACUGCGCAAGAGAAAGGAAGAGUGAGCUGGUAUCCUCUGUAGUUGUAGGUUCAUAUUGAUGCAUUUGGCGUCCAGCUGAGAUGCCGCGACGCUGACGGUCCUGCCCCGUCUGUCGAACCGGACCAAUGAUGAUAAUGAAGGCGAUGAUGUCCACACGGCGCGUGUAGCGCUAAAUUCCACACUGCCGGACUCCUACCAGACACUCCUCUCUGACCCACGCUCGUUCACACCUCAGAUGGACUACCUUUACUCUGCACUCACCAGUAAAAUGAAUUGGAUCGCACUCCUGCUGGCCGGCUUGACUUUUUGUUGCAAAGUGUCCGUGCACAGCUGUUUAGAUUACGAUGACAGUUAUGAUUAUUACGAGGAGGAGAAAACAGAGACAAUAGACUACAAGGAUCCCUGCAAAGCAGCUGUAUUUUGGGGAGACAUUGCCUUGGAUGAUGAGGACUUGAAAAUGUUUCACAUCGAUGGGACGAUAGACCUUAAGCAACAAACACAUGGGAGGCAAGGACACACAUCUGGAGGUCUAGGAGAACAUGUGCCCACUAAGAAGAGGGGUUCCUUAUAUCUGCUGCUAGACAGAAUACGACGGUUAGGUUUUGAGUCGUGGCCAGUAAACAGCAGUAAAGAUGUGUCAAGCAUAAAGACUGGAAUAAGGAGAGUAAACAGCGCCAGAAAUGUAAAGUCUCGAGUCCCACGUGCUGCUACAUCCCGAGCUGAGAAGAUCUGGCCUGGAGGAGUCAUCCCUUACGUCAUAGGAGGCAACUUCACCGGAAGUCAGAGGGCCAUGUUAAAGCAAGCAAUGAGACACUGGGAGAAACAGACGUGCGUGACUUUCAUAGAGAAGACUGAUGAGGAGAGCUACAUUGUCUUCACGUACAGACCUUGCGGGUGUUGCUCUUAUGUCGGUCGCCGUGGAAAUGGUCCCCAGGCAAUAUCUAUAGGGAAAAACUGUGACAAGUUUGGCAUUGUGGUUCAUGAACUUGGGCAUGUGAUCGGCUUUUGGCAUGAACACACACGACCUGACCGUGACGAUCAUGUGACCAUCAUCCGGGACAACAUCCAGCCAGGUCAGGAGUAUAACUUCAUCAAGAUGGAACCAGGGGAUGUCAACUCUCUUGGUGAGCCGUAUGAUUUUGACAGCAUCAUGCAUUAUGCCAGAAACACUUUCUCCAGAGGAAUGUUUUUGGACACGAUUCUUCCCUCUCGUGACGAGAAUGGCGUCAGGCCUGCUAUUGGUCAGAGAACCAGGCUCAGUAAAGGGGAUAUAUCGCAAGCCAAGAAGCUGUACAGAUGCCCAGCAUGUGGCGAAACACUACAGGACUCAGUGGGGAAUUUCUCAUCUCCAGGAUAUCCUAAUGGAUACCCAUCAUAUACACACUGUGUAUGGAGGAUCUCUGUCACACCUGGGGAGAAGAUAGUGUUAAACUUCACCACUAUGGACCUCUACAAGAGCAGCCUGUGCUGGUAUGACUACAUUGAGGUUCGUGACGGAUACUGGAGAAAAGCGCCAUUGCUGGGCCGGUUCUGCGGUGAUAAAAUUCCAGAAGUUCUGGUCUCUACAGACAGUCGGAUGUGGAUUGAGUUUCGAAGCAGCAGCAACUGGGUUGGAAAGGGAUUUGCAGCAGUCUAUGAAGCAAUAUGUGGAGGGGAGAUCAGUAAGGACUCUGGACAGAUUCAGUCUCCAAACUAUCCAGAUGACUAUCGCCCAUCUAAGGAGUGUGUGUGGAGGAUCACAGUGUCUGAGGGCUACAGCGUGGGCUUAAGCUUUCAGGUUUUUGAGAUCGAGAGGCAUGACAGCUGUGCAUACGACUAUUUGGAGGUUAGAGAUGGAUUGUCAGAGAACAGCCCUCUGAUUGGUCGAUUCUGCGGCUAUGAUAAACCUGAAGAUAUUCGUUCUACCUCUAACAACCUCUGGAUGAAAUUUGUCUCUGAUGGGACUGUUAAUAAAGCAGGCUUUGCUGCAAACUUCUUCAAAGAGGAAGACGAGUGUCUGAAGCCAGAUAAUGGAGGCUGUGAACAGAGAUGUGUGAACACAUUAGGAAGCUUCAAAUGUGCAUGUGAUCCUGGAUAUGAACUGGCUCCUGACAAGAAGAGCUGUGAAGCUGCGUGUGGCGGUUUGUUGACUAAGUUGAAUGGCACAAUUACCACCCCAGGCUGGCCUAAGGAAUACCCUCCCAACAAAAACUGUGUGUGGCAAGUAGUGGCCCCGACUCAGUACCGUAUAUCCAUGCAGUUUGAAGCCUUUGAGCUGGAGGGAAAUGAGGUGUGCAAGUAUGACUACGUCGAGGUGCGGAGCGGCUUGUCAUCUGACUCAAAGCUUCAUGGGAAAUACUGCGGCACGGAAGUUCCUGAGGUCAUCACCUCCCAGUACAACAACAUGCGAAUCGAGUUCAAAUCAGACAACACGGUCUCCAAGAAAGGCUUCAAAGCUCAUUUUUUCUCCGAUAAAGACGAAUGUUCAAAGGAUAACGGUGGAUGCCAGCAUGAGUGCAUCAACACUAUUGGCAGCUAUGUGUGCCAGUGCCGCAACGGCUUCAUCCUACAUGAGAACAAACAUGACUGCAAGGAAGCUGAGUGUGAGCACAAAAUCCACAGCACGACUGGAACCAUCAGCAGUCCAAACUGGCCUGACAAAUACCCCAGCAGAAAGGAGUGCACGUGGGACAUCACCGCAACCCCUGGUCACCGGGUCAAAAUUUCUUUUAAUGAAUUUGAGAUUGAGCAGCACCAGGAAUGCGCAUAUGAUCACCUGGAGGCCUUUGACGGCGAUUCAGACAAGACUCCUAUACUGAGUCGCCUGUGUGGCAAUAAGAUUCCCGAACCACUCAUUUCCACUGGCAACAAGAUGUAUCUGCGUUUCAUCUCCGAUGCCUCAGUUCAACGGAAAGGCUUUCAGGCCACUCAUUCCACCGAAUGUGGCGGAAGGCUGAAAGCAGAAGCACGACAGAAGAACCUGUAUUCUCAUGCUCAGUUUGGAGAUAAUAACUACCCCGGACACACCGACUGCGAGUGGCUCAUAGUGGCAGAGUCGGGUUAUGGCAUCGAACUCACCUUCACCACCUUUGAGGUAGAAGAAGAGGCAGACUGUGGGUACGACUACAUCGAACUUUACGAUGGUUACGACACUGGAGCGCACAAAAUCGGACGCUUCUGUGGAUCUGGGCCUCGUGAGGAGCUUUACUCUGCUGGCGAUGCCGUGUUGAUCCAUUUUCACUCUGACGACACCAUCAGUAAGAAAGGCUUUCACAUCCGCUACACUAGCACAAAGUUUCAGGAGGCGCUACACACACGCAAGUAACAUUUGAGAGACUGAAGACAGGGAUAAAAUGAGGAGAAAAAGACUCCAGCAAACUAUUGCAAUUGAUUCAUUUCAAUCAAAGACCCUGCCGUUAUGUGUUUUCUGCAUUGGAUUUGCCUCUAUGUUCAGCCACUAUGGAAGUGCUGUCAUAUUGACCCUAAACACCAAUCAGCUGCUCUUAUGUGUGGGAUUGCUCCGCCCACUGGAGUGGUGUCUUGCGCUCUCUGACUGGAGCAGUGCAGUGAAAACACACACACACAAUCACACACAAAACUUUCUUGUUGGCUCUCCAUUCUUCAGACAUAGAGUUGCACACUGAAACUAAGAGACACUGAUAAUAAGACAUUUAAGUAACUGCUAUUGAACGUGUGUGUGUGUAUGUGUGUGUGUUGCUCCGGACAGCAUGGACAGUUUGGCUGCUGACGCCACACCACACUGUACCUCAGCUAAAAAUGUGUGUGUGUAUUUGGAUGUGUGUGAUUGAGAGAAAAACAGAAAGAGAGAGAGAGAGGCCUUCAAAUACCAGCCUGAACUCAUUCAAAUGUUUUUUUUUAAUUGUGGUUGUACAAUUCUUCUGUUAUUGUUCUGUUAGCUUUACGGCAAAACCCAUUUUCUCUCCAUCAAAAGUGCAAAAGUAAAUAUGUAGCCCUAUUUAACAAUAAGCUUCCUUACAUGUAUGUAGCCCAUUGUUUAUGUCAGCGGAGACAGACAUCAUUUGUCAGUGAACUAUUAAGCUGGAGGGUCUCAUUCACUAAGUAUCUGCAUGCAUCAACUGGUGAGGGAAAUUUCCAACCCAUUCUGAAAAUGUACCUUUAUAUACAUUUCUGGAGAGCGCCAAAUACGUCCCAGGAGCUACGUUUUUGUCAGUUUUUGUUUUUGCGAAUCCACCAGAGGCUGCUGUGUAUGCUUUUUGAGAUCUUAAAUUUCUCUCACCAUUGCCAUUCACACCUGCUGUUCUCUUGUAAAUCCACCAGAGCCCGCUGUUGACUGACUUUCUGGCUGACCAAUCAACUUGACCCACCCUCCUCCUUUCCUAAACCUAACCAAUAGUAUUUUAAAAAGCACAGAUUGACCUGCCCACCCACUUCCCUAAAC